AUGUCAAUGGCCACCUUUGCUCCAAACACCCAUCAUCAUCAUUGGGACAAUUUUGGAUCCACUACAGCUCCUACUACAAUCAACAACAGCAAUAGCAGCAGCAGCUUUAGCGGCUUUAGCAGCAGCAGCAGUAGUAGUAGUAGUAAUGGCAGCAUCGGCACGCUCGAUGAUUUGGAACAUAUCAAUCAACUUGAAAUGCUUGGGUUACCUACUCGUCCUGGCCCUGACGACUGGAAGUUCGCAUUGGAUGGAAUCAGACAAGAAAUGUAUAGCACAACAGGUGCAGGUUUACCAUCACCUGCCAAUUACUUUGAACGAAUCAUGCGUGCAGCUGUCAUCCCGGAUGCUAUCAAGGCCGAUGUUUCUAUGAGUGACGAUAUCUCUGCAUACCGCAAAGCACGCUCGGAGCGAUUGGUGAUGAGGCUAUUCCAUUGUAUGGGAUACGACAAGAGUAAUGUGAUGUGUCUGAGCCCCGGGGUCUAUGUGCACAAUAAAUGGCAACCAGAUUAUACCAAUGCAACCCUUGAUGAUAUUGUAUUUGGCAAUCUCCAAUUUACACCUUUCAGCUAUACAUUUGGUGCAAGAUAUACGGAUGCUUAUGGAUAUGCAAGCGAUAUUAUCAUUCGAGGAAAUUUGCCUCUAUGGGUACAAAGUCUUUUCCUUGCUGAAUGUGUACGACAAAAUCAACCCAUUCGUGCUGGCGAUACACGAUCAGGUCUCUUUACCUUUGCACCAGCCGUGGCUGUGCAAUUUCAAUCAUUACGAUCAUUACAACAACCAUCCAAUGUAAACCCAGAACUUGCCUUGGCAUAUGAACGCAUUGCACUCGAGUUGGUGGAACCCGACAUGUUACUUUCAACCACACAAACCCUUGAAGAAGAGGAAUCAAUUUGGAAUGAGCGUGUUAUCGAAAAGAUGCUGAUAUGCGAUAUUCCCGACUCGAUGGCCCAGAUCCUGACGGAGAUGGCUACUGCAUGGGCAUCCAGUCAAGGCUUCCCUAUGCUAUAA
Messenger RNA from Lichtheimia ornata, 1008 nucleotides. RefSeq lists its product as uncharacterized. Lineage: Eukaryota; Fungi; Mucoromycota; Mucoromycetes; Mucorales; Lichtheimiaceae. The coding region runs from base 1 to 1008 and encodes 335 amino acids. The transcript has 2 exons. The record is from RefSeq and is a predicted model, not a curated record.